Messenger RNA from Morchella importuna, 219 nucleotides. RefSeq lists its product as uncharacterized. NCBI's taxonomy places the organism in Eukaryota, Fungi, Ascomycota, Pezizomycetes, Pezizales, Morchellaceae. The transcript has 4 exons. The record is from RefSeq and is a predicted model, not a curated record. Bases 1 to 219 code for a protein of 72 amino acids.
AUGGAGGGGAAGGGUCUCGGAUUGUCAAACAGUGGGCUGGCUUAUGAUGAGUCAUUUAAAAAUUUGCCGCCAGCCGCCCCGCAAUGGAGGGCGUUAUCGAUAAACGAGCGAGUACUAGCUUGCGUAGGGUACGGCCUGAAAACCCUCAACUACCCACCGUACGCCAAUUCGUAUAAUAUUAAUACGGCUGCCACGAACCAGGAUCCCAUUCUGAAAUAA